AUGGCCUUCUACUACCUCGCAAGCAUGCAACGCAUGGCUCUUUCCAAAUUUGCGUCUUACGCUUUCUUCACUCCUGCCUCUGUAUUCAGCCAUGGACAGCCGUCCCAACAUAGCAUUCGCGACCUUCUCUCCCCUCAGCGCGGAAAGGCGGCACCCACAGCCAAGGGUACACAGGACGCAGUGCCAUUCUUUGAUCAAGACAGGCACGAUGUUUUCCCAGAUAGAUCAGCAAACCUCCCUAUAGACUUCUUCACGCCUACCCCAGACCUUGCCAAAGGUUAUCCCACCCCCGAAGAGAGGAGCAGACGCGCACGUGCUGAUGCGGAGAAAAAGCGCCAGCGCCACAAAGAGGAAGUUCAGCAGUCACUGGAAGCGAGCAGGAACGCGAAGCUGUUGGCAAAGGAAGAGGAUAGGAGAUGGCAGCAACAGCUGUUCACGCUGUCCAAGGCUGAGAAGAAGAAGUUGAAGGAAGAGAAGGGAAAAGAGAGGGCGAAUAAAAAAAAGUGA
This is a messenger RNA of Trematosphaeria pertusa, 507 nucleotides long. RefSeq lists its product as uncharacterized. The transcript is spliced from 2 exons. NCBI's taxonomy places the organism in Eukaryota, Fungi, Ascomycota, Dothideomycetes, Pleosporales, Trematosphaeriaceae. Bases 1 to 507 code for a protein of 168 amino acids. The record is from RefSeq and is a predicted model, not a curated record.